This is a messenger RNA of Naumovozyma castellii, 885 nucleotides long. It is a transcript of the gene FMP45, whose product is annotated as Fmp45p. The coding region runs from base 1 to 885 and encodes 294 amino acids. The record is from RefSeq and is a predicted model, not a curated record. NCBI's taxonomy places the organism in Eukaryota, Fungi, Ascomycota, Saccharomycetes, Saccharomycetales, Saccharomycetaceae. The transcript has a single exon.
AUGCAAAGUAAGCAAAUUAAAAGGUUUGUUAAUUUGUUAAGUUUUUUCUUUCUCUUAGGGGCCGGGUUGUUAACGUUCUUUCUGAUUUUAUCAGGGGCCAGAAGUGGAGGUGUACUAAAGAAUUUUUAUUGGUUACAGGCAGAUACCAAUGGGUUUAAUUCUGCUGCUCCCGUCACAAGGUGGUACAAUUAUGAAUUUUGUGGGUUCAGUAAUGGUAAUACGUUCGAUUGUUCUUCAAAAGGUGCAGCUAAGCCAUUCUCUCCAAGGGACAAUUUUGGUGCAAGUCCUAAUAUGCCCUCAUCUUUCUUGAACAACAGAAACACUUACUAUUACCUAUCUAAGGUAGCAUGGGCAAUGUUGCUGAUUGGGAUGGUAUUCACCAUUUUUACUAUCGUCCCUCAAGCUCUAACUAUUUUUAUGAAUAACAUCCAUACUGAUAAUAUCGCUAUGGCGUUCUCUUGGAUCGCCUUCUUCUUCAUCAUAUUGGCUGCUUGCUUAUACACCGGGUGCUACGUUAAGGCAAGAAAAACUUUCCAUCAUGAUAACAGAAGUGCCAAGAUGGGUGCCAAAAAUUUUGGUUUCAUUUGGGCCUCAGUCGCUUUACUAUUACUGAAUUCUAUUGCUAUUACAGUGGCUUGUGUUCGAAACAGAAAAAGGAGAAAUGACGCAUACUACAAUGAGGAUUACCACACGGAAAAAUCAACAGCUAGUUCAGGUACCAGUGGUGUACGUUUCCCAUUGAUCCGUAAACAUGCAAAGACCACAACAGUAGCUGCUGAUAAUGUCAAUGCGGUUCCACAAGAUCAACCGAUGCUUGCGGAGCAACAAGGGGUUCCAAUUCGAACUGUAGAAGAGCAUACUGUAAUUGCUCAACAGGAAGUUUGA